Molecule: messenger RNA, 3519 nt
Organism: Pollicipes pollicipes
Lineage: Eukaryota; Metazoa; Arthropoda; Thecostraca; Pollicipedomorpha; Pollicipedidae
Product: tetratricopeptide repeat protein 25-like
Exons: 1
Coding region: 492-3281 (929 amino acids)
Cellular component (GO): cytoplasm
Molecular function (GO): protein binding
Source: RefSeq, a predicted model, not a curated record
CCAGCCCCGUUUUGGGCUGAGACAGUAGUCAUUAUUGCACAUGUAGAGCAAUACGGAUAGCUUUGCCGAGCCCAUGAAAACGAUAACCAGCAUCAAGAGUGCUGAGCUAGGAUGUUGCCAUCUACUUAUCUGUCUCUUAAUAGUCUCUUAAUAGCCGGCAGCUUUGCCCAUCACACACACCUAUGCCGAUCCGCCGAGUCAUGUCCCAUAAGGCUUCUAUUCUAUUUUUACAAAUAGUAUUGCAUACGCACGUCCUGGUAACCGUACUGGGCUAGCUCAAGUGAGCAAGACGGUACAGUCAGUACGGCUGCAUAGUGCCACUGGAAGGAGGUCAUAAUAAUACUCCAGCACGAGCUAAAAUCACACAAUAUUUUACGACACAAUUGAGGUGCAUCCUAUAAAUUGCAGUCACCAAUUUCGGCGUGGUUUUAACUCGGAUGGAGUCAAAGUGAUCACUGAGAGCAACCCGGACAUACAUAGCUAGCCGAAACAUGUCUGAAGAAAACCUUAAGGACAAAGAGCUGAUAUUUUCAUAUAACCUCACAGAGGGAAACUUUCUAGUGAGGAAAAGACGCUUCAAGGAAGCUAUUCAAAGCUAUUCAAGGGCCCUUCAAAUAACUAACGAUCACGAAGUAUGUUUAACAAUGAGAAGCAAAUGUUACCUUCUUCUCGGUGAACACGAUAAAGCUCUAGAGGAUUCUGAGGCUGCCCUUGCCAACAACCCGACGUCAAACUCGGGAAUCAUACAAAAGGCUGAGGCGUUGUACGCGCAGGGUGAAUUUGAGUACGCCUUGGUUUGUUUUCACCGGGGUAAAAGGCUUCGACCUGAUAUAGAAGAUUUUAUGCUGGGGAUUCAGAAGUCCGCUGAAGCCAUCGAGAAUUCCAUCGGGGAAAAGUCAGGUCUCCGAUUCUGCCGUGUGGGUAAAGUUUUGAAACAGCUUCAAGACAAACAAGAAAAGGAAGCUCAAGCGGCGACAUGGCGGGGUCAAAAGCGAAAGCAGACUCCCACCGAACAGGAUAAUGCCAAAAAGGACUACGGCUGCAAAACCUUGCUGGAAGAGCUAUCCCAAGAUAAGGCUUUUUUGCAACGACUGAUUCACCAUCCAGAACUCACAGGCACGUGCAAAGAUGACAUAGUCAAAGAGGCCACAGAAGUUUUAGAGUUCAUGCAAACUCGCCAAGAGUUCUGGGGCCAGCAGAAGCCGCUGUACGCACGCAAGAUACAAAAGAAAAUGGCUGAGGGCAAGACCACGUUCGAAGACGAAGACGAGCAGCUCAGGAAACGAAUCGAGGAGAAGAAGAACAAAAUUCAAUCUAAUCACGAGACCAUUACCCGGAAGCUGGUAGACAUCGACAGCGCCCUACAGCGUGGGUCCUAUGACGAGGCCAUCACCAUGUGCGUCUCGGCGGAGGAGGCCAUCAAGUCGUACAGCCUGACAUGGCUGCCGCGGCGGCAGGCCUACCUGGGUGUCGUGUACAGCGCGCUGGGCGACGCCCACCUCAAGCUUGGCCACUACCGCGAGGCGCUCCAGUGGCACAACAAGGACUUCGACCUGAGCAGGGACAACCCGCGUCUGCUCCACUCGCGGGCGCGCGCGCUGGACAACCUCGGCCGCACGCACGCCACCUUCCGCAAGUACCAGGCGGCCAUCGACGCCUGGGAGCAGCGCAUCCCGCUCUCCAAGAGCCCAGAGAAGCGCACCUGGCUCUACCACGAGAUCGGCACCUGCUACCACGAGCUGGGCCGCUACGAGACGGCGCGCUUCUACGGUACCAAGUGCGUGAAAGAGGCGCGCCGCUGCGAGCAGAACCAGUGGAUCAUGCGCGGACUCUGGCUGCUGGCCGAGGCCGAGACGCAGCUGGAGGUUGUGGAUGCGGCGCUCAAGCACUUCGACCAAGCUAUCCAGAUCGCCAGGAAGAGUGGCUCCAAGCAGGAGGCGAAGGACCUGGAACAGGCCUGCAAGCGGGCAACGGAUCUCCUGCAGGAGCGCGAGGCGGCCAAGAAGAAAGCCAAGGCCAUGUACAACACGGUGGGCGUCAUCUCGCAACCCAUAGCUGGCAACGUCACGUUCGAGGAUCAAGAGGGGACAGACAGCCCCGAGUCGACCGAGCCCAAGCCUGUCAAUCCCGACAUCGUGGUGUCGGUUGGCUCCGAGGACAGCGGCGACUCGACGCUCGACGUCACCGACAGCUUCGACGACACCGGCAGCUACGUCGACUGGACGGACGAGGACACGCUGCCGCCCGAGGAGUGCUCGCAGGACGAGCUGGCCGCCGCCAAGGUGGAGGAAGAGGAGGCGGUUGACGAGAACACCAGCUCGGAAGGUGAGGGCAGCGGCUCGGACGAGGACACCGCCACCGAGGACGAAGGCGAGGAGUCGGAGCUCGAGGAUGGCCAGAGGACGCCCACGGAGAGCGAGGCAGCCGGCGAGACCGAGUACGAGACAGCCGUGGCCGACUCGACGGCGGCCGAGGACGACGCUAGCACGGCCGCCGACGAGGACGAGAAGCUGGUGACUGCCGACGAGGGCGAGGACGCGCCGGCCGACGGCGCCGAAAAGACUGUGGUCGCCGAUAGCAAGGAGGGAGCGCCAGCCGCUGAAGGCGAGGAAGGUGCUCCGGCCGCCGAGGGUGAGGCAGGCGCGCCGGCUGUGGAGGGUGAGGAGGGCGCUCAGCCGGCCGCCGGGGCAGCGGAGGCGACCAAAGGUGAGGAGACGCAGGCGGCCGACGGAGCAGAGACCGUCCCGGUAGGCGACGCCGAGGAGGCGGCUCCGGCAGCUGACGCUAACGGCUCUAGCGCGGAUGCCGAGGUAGCAGCUGACGAGGGAGCAGCUAAGGAGGGGGCGGCCGAGGAAGCAGCAGUCGAGGAGGGAGCACCCGACGAGGGAGCAGCCGAGGAGAGAGCAGCCGACGAGGGAGCAGCCGAGGAGGGAGCAGCCGACGAGGGAGCUGUCGCCGAGGGAGCUGCCGACGAGGGAGCUGCCGACGAGGGAGUUGCCCAGGAGGGGACGGCCGAGGAGGGAGCAGCCGACGAAGGAGGAGCCCAGGAGGGAGCUGCCGCAGAUGGAGCUGCCGAGGAGGGGGCUGCCGCGGAUGCCAACGAGGAGACUGCCGGAACGGAGGUCGAAGGGGGGACCGCCGAGCCAGGGGCUGAGGAGGCGCCGGCCGAGCCGGCGGACGGAACCGACGCUGCCGAGCCGGCAGAGGGGAGCGGCGAGGCGGCACCGGAGGACCAGCCCGUCCCAGACAGUGACCCGCUGCCGUCGGAGGAACCGCAGUGAUGUCGUCCCGUGCUCUACGGCCAGCAAGGCGGACAACAUGCCGCUGUUAGGCCGUUGCGUUCAGUUUUGUGCCCGAAGUCCCUCGGUUUUGAAAUGAUUACUGAUCUAUUUUAUGGGUGUGGCCUAAUCGCCGCGCAUUGAGCUUCGUGAGCAUCCAGUACCAUGGGUCAUUGCGUACAACAAUGUUCAGGAACACAUUCAUUUUAGUAGUAAAGCGUUGGAACCGUAACAUAUUCAU